AUGCAGAAAUUCGACAAUCUCAAUAAGCAAAUGGAAUGGAGAAGAAGAUCGAACCUGAAUAGGAAAGAGUUUAUCGAUUCCUCUACCACUCAAAGCUUUGACAAUCUCCGGAGAUAUCCCGAGCUCAAUAUCGCGAGCCCAUCACCGCCGCUGCUGCCACCGACACUCUCCGGAGUGAAGAAACAGCUAGGCAUUAGCCCUGCGUUGCCUCUGUGGGUUUUGCACAUACCUAUGAUCAGAGAGGUCUUGUUAGGGUUUGCGUUUGGGUUUGGGAAGCUGGUGAGUCUCCGUUUUCUCAAAGGAGAUGGCUUUAUCAGAAAUCGAAGCUCAUAG
This is a messenger RNA of Microthlaspi erraticum, 333 nucleotides long. Lineage: Eukaryota; Viridiplantae; Streptophyta; Magnoliopsida; Brassicales; Brassicaceae. The record is from the annotation of a GenBank genome assembly.